AUCGGCGGGCGGCGGGCGGCGGGGGAGGGGGUGGCGCGCUGGCUGCUCGGUCGGGGUCACGCGCCCGACCGCGAGCAGAAUGGGUUUGGGGCACUCGGGCCUUGGUGGAAAGCUAGAGGACCGACACCCAGCUGGGGAUCCCGCCCGGCCUUCCGCGGGCCGGGGCGCGCUCCGCAAAGGGGAAACUGAGGCCCAAGGAAUUUGGGUACUUUUCCUAAAGUCACAAAGCUGAGUCCGACCCACACUCUGGGACCCCCCACUCUCCAUCACCCGGAAGAAUCUUCCCCGCCCUUGCCUUCCCAUUGUGUCCUUCGGCUUCCCGGUAAGGUAGGCAGGGUCUGAUGGUGCACAGCUCAAUUUUAUAGAUGAAGAAACUGAACCCAGGAGGGUUCAAAUCCCAGUUCUGUUUGUCCAUGGGCGAGUUCACCCUUACUAAGCUACCUUGAGGGGCCUUAGUUGUGAGGGUGCAGGAGGACGCCUGCAGUGGGUGCCUUGUCUCUGGGCAAGAGUGGCACUUGUCUCCCUUCCUGGACUCAACCCAGUCUCACUCAAAUCCCUCAGCGGGACGUGGUGCCAAGCUAGUGUCUUUCAGUGAACACGUACAAAGCACCAGCUAGGUGUGGGGAGCACCCUGAGGAACUCGGGGAUGAGUCAGAGGAGCAAACCAACUCUCUCCCCACCUCCACACACACAUACACCCCAGCUCAGACCACCUGCCGGGGAGAAAGGCUAAGCUGUGUUCACUAGAUAGGAUAAGACUCAUGAUGUAGGGGCCCAGAGAUGGAGCUUGGGACAUUUGAACUGGGCUUCAAAGGGUACAAAGGAGUUUGCCUGUUGAAGAGAUGGAGGAAAGGACACUGCAGACAGAGGAGCUUUACAUUUUUCCUGCAGGAAACUGGCAGCACGCAGCCCCAGGACCACCCUUGACCACCUUCAGCCAAGCUAUGCGUGGCAGAGGCCCCCCUGCCCUACUCUCCCCGGCGCUGCCUCUUGCUUCCUCAGUCCUGAUGCUGCUAAUGAGCAGCCUGUGGCUGGUGGGGGCCGGCCCCAGCCUCACCCUGGCCCCGGAGCUGCUGCUGGACCCCUGGCAGGCACAUCGGCUGCUGACCCAUGCUCUAGGCCACACGGCUCUACCCAGCCUGCUCCUGAGUCUGCUACUCCUGCCUGCACUGGGCUGGCAGCAGGAGUGCCACCUGGGCACGCUGCAGUUCCUGCAUGCCUCCACACUGCUCGCCCUGGCCGCCGGGCUAAUGGCUGUGCUGCUGGCAGGCCUCGGGGUGUCCGGUGCAGCCGGUGGCUGUGGAUACAUGCCUGUCCACCUGGCCAUGCUGGCAGGGCCGGGUUACCGCCCACGACGGCCCCAUGGGGCACUGCCACCAUGGCUGUUGCCAUGGCUGCUGCUCGCCCUAACACCCCUACUCAGCUCCGAGCCACCCUUCCUGCAACUCUUCUGUGGCCUCCUUGCUGGCCUGGCCUACGCAGCUGGGGCUUUCCACUGGCUGGAGCUCUCUGAGCGGCGGCUGCAGGCCCUGCAGGAGGGCGUCGUGUGCAAGGCCCUGGCAGGGUGCUGGCCACUCAGGCUCCUUCCCACCCCAGGCAGCGUGGCUGAGCUGCCUGUCACUCAUCCUGGAGUGAGACCGCCCACCCCUGGACCUCCGUACAUGGCCUUUCCUAGUCUCUGGUCCCACAGUGAAGACUCAGCCCUGAUCCCGCCACGCCUGGGGCCUGUGCAGCCAACCUGGGAGGGCUCCUCAGAGAUGGGCCUGGCCUCGACCGAGCCCAGCUUUCCCCCAGGGACCCCACUGUGGGCAGCCCUGGAUGAACAGAUGCUACAGGAGGGGAUCCAGGCCUCGCUCCUUGAGGGGCCAGCCCAGGGUCCCAUGAGCCCACUAUGGCUGCCUAAGUCCUCUGUCUCCUCUCUACGGCUGCAGCAGCUGGAGCGCAUGGGCUUCCCCACGGAGCAGGCAGUGGUGGCACUGGCAGCCACAGGCCAUGUGGAAGGCGCCGUGUCCCUGCUGGUCGGCGGGGAGGUGGGCACUGAGGCCCUGAUGACUCCAGGGAGGGGUGGGCCUGCACAUCCUGAGGGUCCUGGGCCCCCCUAGCACAGGCAGGCCCUCAGGUGACAAGAGGCCUGGCCUAUGGGUGGUUAGUGUGAGUCCCAGCCCUGUGUGCUGUCCCAGGGGAUGCAGGAGAGGCCCUUCCAGCGUCCUGCCCGGUACUGUUUAGAAUAAAAACCAGUUUACUUUUCA
Molecule: messenger RNA, 2249 nt
Organism: Hipposideros armiger (great roundleaf bat)
Lineage: Eukaryota; Metazoa; Chordata; Mammalia; Chiroptera; Hipposideridae
Gene: RHBDD3
Product: rhomboid domain containing 3
Exons: 7
Coding region: 843-2102 (419 amino acids)
Cellular component (GO): membrane
Molecular function (GO): serine-type endopeptidase activity; protein binding
Source: RefSeq, a predicted model, not a curated record